AUGAGCCAAAAUGACACACUGGUUCAUUUAUUUGCUGGAGGAUGCGGUGGAACAGUUGGUGCAAUCCUGACCUGUCCAUUGGAGGUUGUGAAAACUCGUCUACAGUCCUCCUCCAUCACACUAUACGUUCCUGAAGUUCAACUCAGUACUGUCAAUGGAGCCAGUGUGGCCCGCAUGGCCCCUCCAGGACCAAUCCAUUGCCUCAAGUUGAUCCUGGAGCGAGAAGGGGCUCGUGCUCUCUUCAGAGGACUGGGACCCAAUCUUGUGGGUGUGGCACCUUCCAGGGCCAUCUACUUUGCAGCGUAUUCCACAGCUAAGGAGAAACUGAAUGGAGUGUUGGAGCCAGACUCUACCCAGGUGCACAUGGUGUCCGCUGGGAUGGCAGUGUGGUGGGCCCCUUCUUUGCUCUGUGUGUACAGAGGAGAGAGCACGGCCAUUGGUCAACCGGGGCCCCUGGCACUCGGGCGGACGCGUCAGGGCUUUAUUAUAAAGCUUUCACCCCUACGUGAUUGGGUGGGAGACCCCCGCCAUCUGAGCCCCCCAAAUCUGCAGGCUUCUAGCUGCAGCGGGGAGGAGCUGGAGGAGCUUUGCCCCUCCCCCGUGAGAUUCACAGCAAUUACAGCUACCAACCCCAUCUGGCUCAUCAAGACCCGUAUGCAGCUGGAUGCAAGAAACCGCGGGGAGCGGCGCUUGAAUGCGUUGGAGUGCGUGCGGCGCGUGUACCAGAUGGAUGGGCUUAGAGGAUUCUACAGAGGCAUGUCAGCCUCAUACGCUGGUAUUUCAGAGACUGUGAUUCACUUUGUCAUUUAUGAAACUAUCAAACGGAAACUACAAGAGCACAAAGCUCAAACCAGCAUGGACGAAGAGGAAGAGACUGUGAAAGAUGCUUCAGACUUUGUUGGAAUGAUGCUUGCAGCAGCUACUUCCAAGACCUGUGCUACCAGUAUAGCUUAUCCUCAUGAGGUUAUACGCACAAGACUACGAGAAGAGGGCACCAAGUAUCGCUCGUUCUUUCAGACUUUAUUAACCGUUCCCAAGGAAGAAGGAUAUCGAGCACUGUAUCGUGGCCUGACCACUCAUCUGGUCCGACAAAUUCCCAACACAGCCAUUAUGAUGUGCACCUAUGAAGUUGUGGUCUACCUGCUUAAGUGCUAG
Molecule: messenger RNA, 1155 nt
Organism: Knipowitschia caucasica
Lineage: Eukaryota; Metazoa; Chordata; Actinopteri; Gobiiformes; Gobiidae
Source: the annotation of a GenBank genome assembly